Messenger RNA from Aspergillus terreus NIH2624, 2589 nucleotides. RefSeq names its product putative DNA mismatch repair protein (Mlh3). The coding region runs from base 1 to 2589 and encodes 862 amino acids. Gene Ontology annotation, molecular function: ATP binding; ATP-dependent DNA damage sensor activity; ATP hydrolysis activity. Gene Ontology annotation, cellular component: mismatch repair complex. The transcript has a single exon. Lineage: Eukaryota; Fungi; Ascomycota; Eurotiomycetes; Eurotiales; Aspergillaceae. Gene Ontology annotation, biological process: mismatch repair. The record is from RefSeq and is a predicted model, not a curated record.
AUGUCGCGGACAACCUCUCGCAUUGAACCCCUUCCGCCGGAUGUGAUUGCAAAACUCAAAUCAUCCACUUCGAUCACCCAGCUGAACGGCGUCGUCGUCGAGCUCGUCAAGAACGCAUUAGAUGCCAAUGCCCACACGAUCUAUGUGACGGUGGACUUCCCCCGCGGAGGCUGCGUGGUGGAGGAUGAUGGAGCCGGCAUUCCCCGAGAGGAAUUUGAGCCCGGUGGUGGGCUGGGGAGAGCCCAUCAUAGCUCGAAACUUCAUGCAGGAAAGGCUGUAUACGGUCGCAAAGGGCUGUUCCUUGCGUCGUUAUCGUCCCUCUCUCUGCUGACCAUCACGUCGCAUCAUAUUCGGCAAUCCAGCACAAAUGCCAUUAUUUUCCAUCGUGCCGCUCCAGUUGCUCGAUUGACGCCAGCACCGGUGCAACAGGAGCUCCGAUUCAGAGCCCAUGGAACGAGCGUCACGGUCAAUGACCUCUUUGGCAAUAUGCCCGUGCGUGUGAAGAGCCGAUCGUUGGCCUUGCAGAAACCGGACGAGCUGGACCGACAGUGGGAGGAGCUGAAACACCUCAUAGUCUCGGUAAUGAUUGCGAACGACGGCUUGACCAAGCUGGUACUUUCGGACGCACGAAAGGAAAGACGACUCAACCUUUCUCCUAGACCUAGUCGUCUGUGGCGAGAUGGCGAACUCGACGUUCGGCGCUUUGCUUCCAUUCUUACCCAGGCUGGCUUGGUUGACGUGCAGUCCCCAGAUCAGUGGGACACGGUUUCUGCGUGCGUUCCGGAUCUGUCGAUACACGCCGCUAUUUGCCUCAGCCCGAGUCCAACAAAGAAGGUUCAAUUUAUUUCGAUCGGUAUCAACCCGGUUUAUCCACGAAACAACGCCAACUUGCUAUACAAUGAGAUCAACCGUCUAUUUGCUUCUUCGGACUUUGGUACGGGCGCAGCAAACAAUCCAAACCCAGGUGGUACAUCCAUGGCCAAGAACGUCAACAGGUGGCCUAUGUUCUACAUACGCAUCGACAUGGGCGGGACUGAAAUCAAAGACAGUGAUGAAGAGUUUCCAGAGUCAGACAAGUCCAUUCAACGCAUUCUUGACGUCCUUGGGGCAAUGGUCUCCGAGUUUCUAGCCCAGCACCACCUACGCCCACGCGCGGGAAAACGCCGACAAGGGCCUCGAAAACAGGAUCCCAAUACUUUGCCCGCUUCGGAAACUACAUCACGGCGGUUGGAUUAUGCCAGUAGCACCGAGGAAGCUCUGGGUGACCAAGUAAAGAUGCCAGCUUUUCAAAGAUCAUCCCAGAGUCAGUAUUUCAAAGGCUGGUCCAGGAUUAAAAGUGCCAAGGAGCUUAUCAAUGACCAGUCUGCUGGUCGCGCACGGAGUAACGGGUCUCAAACGGAAGUUGACCUACACAAGGUUGGGACUACUGCAUCGGUAGAGUCAGACGAGGAUACAAGUGCAAUGCAGGAAGAGACAGACACCAUGAUCCCUUGGACUGAUCCCUAUACGGGACGAACUCACCUGAUCGACUCUCGCACUGGGCAAUCGACAACUAAGGAACCUGGACAGAGACCCCAUUCAACUGGCUCGCUCUGGACAUCAAAGUCAUUGGACAAAUUACACCGACCGAGAUCAGCUGUUUCGAACACAGCUCACAAUGCGUGGGUGCAGAAUGUGCUCAGUCGAUGGGGAAAUCCCGUGUUCAGUCGUGCAGAACAGCCCAUCAGCGUGUUUGACUCCGGUCAGACCAAUCCAGCCGAGGGUCGUCCCGGCAGUACUUCAGGCGAUUUGUGUGGAUUCGAGGAUUUUGGGCUGUCAAGGUUUCGGGAGAAACUCCACAGGCAAGAUCUUGACACCGCCGAGGUCAUUGCGCAGAUCGAUCAGAAGUUUAUCCUUGCGAGGCUGCGGCCCUCGUCACCUUCGGAGUUUGUUUUGGUUCUGAUUGAUCAACACGCCGCGGAUGAGCGAUGUCGGGUUGAGAGACUUUUUGGAGAGUUUUUUGCGGAUGAUAGGUCUGGUCGUGUGCAGACUAUCACGGUCGACCCGAUUGUCUUGGAGGUGGCUAAGAACGAGGCCUCUCUGUUUGAACGGUACAGGGAGUUCUUUAAAUGCUGGGGAGUUGAGUUUACGCUCGAGCAAGGGGCGGAUGAUAGAUCCGCUGCUAUCGUUGUGUCGACGCUUCCCUCCCUCAUUGCAGAGCGCUGCCGAGUCGAGCCCAACUUGAUCACUGAUUUGAUUCGCGGGGAGAUCUGGACACGCGAAGAGACCGGGCGAGGCCCGUUCGAGGCCGCGACAUCGGGUGAGGGCCUGAACUGGGCCACGCGAAUGAAUGGAUGUCCGAAGGGUAUCGUCGAUCUACUGAAUUCGCGGGCCUGUCGGACGGCGAUCAUGUUCAACGACGCGCUGGCCGUGGACGAAUGCCAGCGGCUGGUGAUGCAGCUGGCGCGAUGUCUUUUCCCGUUUCAAUGUGCGCAUGGACGGCCAUCGAUGAUCCCGAUCUUGGAUAGCAGCGGCGCUGGGGAUGAACCCGAGAAGGAAUACACACAGGACCAGGAUUUUAUAGAAGCGUUUAGGCAGUGGAAGCACUGA